AUGAACAAGAGACAAACAGAAGUAGAUAAGCAAAUAAGUGAAUCCAAAAAAGAAGUUAAUAAGACACAAGUUGAAGUAUGUAAUGAACACAAAGAUUUAAACUUAGAUAAGACAGAGACAGUAAGAAAAGAGGAGUUAAAAGAUUGUGUUGAAGUUUGCCAAGAGAUAAAUAUGAGCAGGAAUAAGGUUGAAACUGAUAAAAGGAAAGUCAUUGAAAAGAUGUCGGUGAAUGAUACAACAAAAGUAAAAAGUGAGACAAAAGCAACUAACAUAAAAACUAAAUUGAAAAAUAAAAGUGUAAAAGGUAAGGAAUUGAAAGUUAACAUUGUUGAAAAAGUAAAUCAUAACGUUGUUGAAAAAGUAAUAGGCAAAGAUGGGGAAAUAGGAAAUGAGAAAGGAACUGGUAAAUCAAAAGACAAAGAUAGUGUUGAUGUGAAAUGUGUUGAAAAAGUUAAAGACAAAAAUAGUGAUACAGUUAAAGAGAAAUGUGUUGAGAAGAAAAUUAAGGUUAAUGAAAUGGUAAGAGAAGAAAGGAGUAAAAGAGUUAGUAAUAAAGGUGAUGAGGGGAAUGAAAUGAAAGAUGGUCAUGUUGUGAACAGAAGAGAUGAAAGGAAAAAGGCUAAGAAGACGACAAAUGAAAAUUCAGUGAAAAAGUUCAAAUCAAGUGAAAAAGAAACGAAUACAAAGACGAUAAACUUAAACCAAAAUAAUGAGCAAAAUAACGAUAAUAAGGACAGCAACAUUAAAGAGAUCGGUAAUGAAAAGUUUGACAUAACAGAAGGAAAAGAUGGGAAAAGUGAGGAAACAAAUUUAGGAAAUGUUAAUCCUAUUGAAAGUGGUGCUGAUCAAGUGAAAAACAAUAACAGUGAAAAUCAGAUACUUAAUGAAAAUAAAGAAUGUGAAGAAGUUGUUCAAGGGGAGUGUCAAAAUGAAAUAAACAAUCAGGAACAUACCUCAGUGGGUUAUUGUAAUGUGAAUAUAAUACCAUUAAUGGAGGAGACCCAAAAAGAAAGAAUUAUACUAAAUAUUGGUGGACAAAAGUUUGAAACCUCACGUGUUACAUUAACGAAAGAUCCAAAUUCAUUACUCGCAAGAAUCGUAAGUCCAGAGGGAGUGACCCCAAGAUACGGUAACCAGUAUUUUAUAGAUCGUGACCCUGCCCACUUUAGGUUUAUUCUUUACUUCCUUAGAAAUGGAUCAUGUGACCUAAGGACUCUCCCUCAUGAUGUGAGAUAUUUGUACGAACUAUAUUAUGAGGCGUCUUUCUAUUGUUUGCCGGAAUUAGUGAAUGCGGUUAUAGGAAAAAUCGAACAGUGUAGUGUCGUUUCUGCGAAUCUGGUGCCUUUAAAGGCCCAUAAACUGGGAUGA
This is a messenger RNA of Ruditapes philippinarum (Manila clam), 1368 nucleotides long. RefSeq names its product flap endonuclease 1-like. The coding region runs from base 1 to 1368 and encodes 455 amino acids. The transcript is spliced from 2 exons. Lineage: Eukaryota; Metazoa; Mollusca; Bivalvia; Venerida; Veneridae. The record is from RefSeq and is a predicted model, not a curated record. Gene Ontology annotation, biological process: protein homooligomerization. Gene Ontology annotation, molecular function: protein binding.